CGUGCGUCAGGGGUGAAUGCACGGCGUGUACGUCUGCAUACGUGGGUGGUCGGAUGGAUGGAACCAAACCAAACCAAACCCACACCAAACCACUUGCCGUCCGCACGUCAGUUGCCGCCCUGCUGGGGUGGUUGCGGCAGCCAAACGACGAUACAUGUGAUGUCUGCUCACACACACAUCCCCAUACACACAGAGAGAGAAUAAAUGGGCCAGGUGUCGAGGUGCGCACAGCGUGAUGUGGCGUACCGUCGACGACAUUCUCCUCUUCCGCAACCCACCGCCGCCACGCCUCAUACGCCAGCUGCUCUGCACAACACACACACACACACACACACACACAGGCAUCAGGACAGGUGAGCCACACACGCCAGGCGACCCCAGCCAGCUCACCGGUGGCCUCUUGUACGCCUUUCCGCGCCUUCUUGGCGAUGACGUCGAUGGCCUCCUGGCUCGAAAUGAACUCCCACACCCCGUCACUGCACACCGUGAAGAACUGGUGGCUCGAAUCUAGAGACACCUCACUGCAUCCACCACAGCACACACACCAAACCAUUACGGCUCUUUGUUGCAUUGCAUUGCAUGGCGUGGGUCUGGCUGGCGACUCACGUGACGUCAGGGUCGGGGAUGACGCCCACGCUGCUCCCAACUGUGUCCCCAAUGGCCCGUGACAUUGCCAGACCUGAUGGAUGGUAUACACAGACACAGACACAUACCAUGGCAUGGCGCCCAUGUUUUGGUCGGCUGGCUGGCUGGCUGGCUCUGCUGACCCACCCCACCUACCAGGGUACAUUUUGCCCUUGACAAACACUCUGUGGGGUAUGUCGCCGUCCAGACGACGCACCUCACCACCUGCACCCAUCCCAUCAAUGGCACACAUGCAUAGGCGAUGGCCAGCAUGGCACGGCCUGUGUGGUGCAGUGUGUGACGCACCCACCUGACGAGACUAUCCUUUUCUUCUCAUCCUCCCGCGUCGGCUUGUGGUCCUGCGUCAGGUUCUGCGCCACUAACUUCUUGCCUGACACACAGGAGAGAGCGGCGGGUGUGUAUUCCAAUGUUGCCUCAGUGUGUGUGUGUGUGCGUGGUCGUGUUGUUUGUUACUGUUGUUGGUCUUGACGCCGAGGACGGCCCUCGAGUCGCCCACGUGAGCCACGUACAGCUUGUUGUCCUUGUGGAUGACCACAGUGCCCGUCGUGCCGCUCAGCGCACAGUCGAAGCCGUCCGGCUGGUUGGCACGCUGCUCCAAGGCUAUAUGCACCUGAUGAAUGAGGAAGACGCAUACCGAUCGACACACACAUGGGUGUACUGUCCGCCGUCUCUCUCUCUCUCUCUCUCUCUCUCUUUUCUCUCUCUGUGUGUGUGUUUGUGUGUGCGUAUGUGUGUGUGUGUACCUUUCUGAAUGCUGUCUUGAGGCACUGUCCGGGGUUGUCGUUGAAGAGUGGGUCGGAGAGGAGGAUCCGCGGCAGGUUGUGAUGCACAAAACCACUCACGUCAUGGCCAGACGGACCUGUGAAUCCAAUCCACAUACAACACACACGCAGCUGUACAGAUGAGCACGAAGGCGCUGUGACUGCUGUGCGUGGCAGGGGGGCGCACCAUGGCCAUCGAACACACCAUACAUACCCCAAUCAUCGACCCUGCAACAAGCAAGCCGAGCAAGUCCACUGACUGACUCAUCAGAACUGCUCUGCUCUGCAGGAAGGGGCAGGCAGUCAGGCCCGAGUGCACGUACCUGAGUAUGAAGAAGUCAUCCUGGUUGGGGCUCUCAGGCUUCAGCCCCUUCUUGCACGCGUAACCGAUGCCGACCUCCGCCAACGUCUUGGCAUUCAAUGCAUCGCCACACACCUCCAUCUGCUUGUUCUGGACACACACACAGCCAGCCACAAAGGGACGCCUUCGUCACGCGCCUCCCUCCCUCCCCUCCUCCCUCCCUCUUAGCUUACGUCGAAUCCUCUCUGUUGCUCUGUGGCCGGGCUCCCAAACACGCUCGCCCUUCUGCCCUCCCCACUGCUGGACGGCGGCAGCAGGGCGAAAAUGCUGCUGUCGACACUGACAUCGCCAAUGGUGCCCCGCUCCCUCUCCUCUUCCCUGUCGUCGCCCCCGGGCACCGAUGGCUCGGCGUGGCUGACCGACAGCCGCCGGCGGGCGGGGCGGUGGUGGGUCCCGUUGUUGGCCACAGUAGGCUGCUUGUUGGCGCUGGGAGUGCAGCCCAUCGAACAAAAUGAUCAAAGGAGAGUAAAAUAAUGAGGAGAUUUUGCCGCCUCUGCUUGUUCCGGGUCCGAG
Messenger RNA from Vitrella brassicaformis, 2280 nucleotides. The record is from the annotation of a GenBank genome assembly. Lineage: Eukaryota; Vitrellaceae.